Molecule: messenger RNA, 192 nt
Organism: Bipolaris oryzae ATCC 44560
Lineage: Eukaryota; Fungi; Ascomycota; Dothideomycetes; Pleosporales; Pleosporaceae
Exons: 2
Coding region: 1-192 (63 amino acids)
Source: RefSeq, a predicted model, not a curated record
AUGCCUGCAGCAGCAAAGUCCUACCUCCCCGCCUUUGCCGCCUUCAUGGCCUUCGGCCUAACCUACACCACCGUCGUCGCCUCAAAAGAAGGCGCCGCCGUCGACGGCGCCCGCACCCGCUGGCAACAGCAACACGCACGAGCCCGGUACGCCUUGUCUGGCGGCAUGGCGGCGCUGAGCGAGAGCAAGUGA